AUGGAUUUCUACGGCACUGCUUCGACGGCAAUUACCCAGAUCUACCAAGUCACGGUAUUCAUCCAAGGCGUUAUCUCCGACAUCAAGGCCUUCGACGAUGACCGCGCCGACAUUCGUCUCAAGUUGAACCUCCAAAUAUCCUCCCUGCUUUUUUUCAAGAGAAGCUUCUUCCAUCCUGAGCAUGGGUUGAUGGUCCCGGGGAAAGUAGACCGUUUCAUCGCUGACACGGUGGAAGGGCUGCUAAUGCAGAUGAGGAGGACCUUGGCCGAGUAUGAGAUUGUGGCAGCCAAGUAUGGCCUCGUUGAUGAGGAGUUCACCAUCGAGCCUGAGAAGCCCAAGGCACAAGAAUCGCUUUUGGAGCGAGCGAAGAGCAAAGCGAAAUCGCUCAAGAUGAAGGGAUAUGACUGGUCACUCUUCGACAAGAAGAAGCUGUAUAAGAUAAUAGAAACUUAUACUAGUUGGUCCGCAAGCCUGCGAGACAUCAUGCAGCACAUGUCUCAGGAAACACUGGCUAAGCUGGCAGAAGGGGAUCAACAGGGUCUGAAAGACAGUGGUUUGGAACCGGUGAUAAAGCGACGGAUGCUGGCCGAGGCCAAGGCUCCAGCAGACUACCACAGCUUGACCGGAACCCUCAUAGAAGAAGGAAAGUCAAUCCGAGGAUUCCAGCUUGGAAAGUGGUCUAUUGCUGGAUCAGAAGCAGAGAAAGUCAUUGUGGAAUACCACGAUUACGAGAAUGAGCUCAAAGGCGACGAUCUAGAUCAGGAGGAUAUUGACAGGCUCAAAGCACCAAUCCGCACUUUGGCCUGGCUGCUUCAAAGCACUACGUUUGCCAGCAAAUCAUCCGAUUCGCUUGACCAGCCCAAGAUAUAUGCUUUGGAAUGCCUCGGUUUCGUUGAUCAACCCAUCGAAGAGCGUAGCGCCUUCCUCUACAAGCUACCCGCAUCCGAAUCCGAUGACGGUACAUCUCUAACAACCCUGCACGCUUUCAUAAACGCGGUCGACAGUACAAACAAACGGCCCCUCAAGAAGCCGUCUCUGAACGACCGCUUCAGCAUGGCACAUAGUCUUGCUCUGACGGUAUCCAACCUCCACGCGUCAGCUUGGGUUCACAAGAACAUCUGGAGCAGGGGCAUCCUUCUCUUCCUCGAAACUUCUUCCGGAGUCAGCACAGCAGGUCUCUACGAGCAACGGCUGUCCACACCUAGUCCCGGAAAUAGAAUAGUCUCGUACCUAAGUGACUGGGGCUACGCACGAUCAGUCAAGCAAGGCACCGACAUGCGGUCUGACUUUGAAGUCGAGCCUAAUUUCUAUCGUCAUCCAGACCGACAGGGCCGCCCGACUCACCAGUUCAGUCGUAUGCAUGAUAUUUAUGCACUGGGCGUGGUGCUUCUUGAAAUUGGGCUAUGGGUGACACUCUCGCGGCUGAUGGAGGCUAAAAUUAAAGAGGCGGAGAACAGUGGAAAGCUGCCAAAUCGGAAGAGAAUUGCUGGGGACCUGAUAAACUUGGCAGCACAGCGGCUACCAAUGGAGAUGGGUGUGGGGUAUACAACAGCUGUUCUUGCUUGUUUGAAGGGAGACUUUAGAGGGACGGAUGGUGCAGCUCUGGCGGUUGACUUUCAGGAGAAGGUGGUGGAUGUAUUGAGAAGUGGCAUUGAGCUGUGA
Penicillium subrubescens is the source of this 1662-nucleotide messenger RNA. RefSeq lists its product as uncharacterized. Gene Ontology annotation, biological process: protein phosphorylation. The coding region runs from base 1 to 1662 and encodes 553 amino acids. Gene Ontology annotation, molecular function: protein kinase activity; ATP binding. The record is from RefSeq and is a predicted model, not a curated record. Lineage: Eukaryota; Fungi; Ascomycota; Eurotiomycetes; Eurotiales; Aspergillaceae. The transcript has a single exon.